CAUGUCCGAGAACCCAUCCUGCCGCAACCUACUCCGCCUUUAGGUAGAGGUUGCUUAGGAAUCAAGUCCUGUGGAGCGCUAAAGCGGCAGCACACUAAAGACUGGAACAAUAAUAAUGCCUUUAUUUCUAGUGAGAGUAGUUCAUAAGUUCAUCAGAAUUUCAACGUAAACCGUCGGAGAGGGAAAGAAUACUAGGCAACAAAAAGCAUCAGGGGACUCUUGAAAAUAAAGCUUCAGUUCUUCACUACUAGUUUUAAGCAUGUCACCCCACCUGUUCAGCCUUAACUUUCAAGCAAAAACUCGCACCUAUAGUUCCCACCUCGUGACCGUCCCUCUCCCAUCUUACCCUUAAGUGUCCGCAUCUAGAAUUUACUUAAAAUUGGGACAUCUGCUCUUGCUUACCAGGAAAAACCACUUCCUGGGAGCCUGAACUUCUUUGCGCUCAGUUAAACAUCAAUCCCUUAAAAAUGGGUUCCUUUCAAACACCAAGUGGAACAAAAUGUCCUGUUUUGCUGGAGACCUCCUGUGGAUAUUUGCUCCAAGAACUGCAGAUGAUAUGGGAUGAAGUUGGAGGAGAUCAAUUUGAAAGGGAAAAGGUUCUUCUGGACAUAGAACAGGAGUGUCUGGAGGUUUAUAGAAAGAAAGUUGACAAUGCAAACAUAUCAAGAGCUCGACUACACCAGGAACUGGCAGAUGCUCAAGCUGAGUUUACCCAUCUGCUUCUGUCACUUGGCGAACGUUCCCUCCCUCUACGGCCAGAGAAAAUGACUGGAACAUUGAAGGAACAGCUAAAUUCAAUUACUCCAGCUCUCAAGGAGAUGCAGUUGAGAAAAGAAGAGAGGGUGAAGCAAUUCCGUGCUGUACAAUCACAAAUUCAGAAGAUUUCAGGAGAAAUAGCAGGUCGAUCAGAGUACAAUGACACAUCAUCGAGCAUUGUAGUAAAUGAAAGUGACCUUUCACUAAAAAGACUUGAAGAGUACCAAAAUGAGCUUCAGAGACUUCACAAUGAGAAGAGCGACAGACUUCAAAGGGUAGAAAAAUAUAUGAGUACAAUUCAGAACUUGUCAGCCACUCUGGGAAUGGAUUCCUCCAUGAUUAUCACAAAGGUUCAUCCGAGCUUGAACGCAUUGUCUGGUCUGUCGAAGAAUAUAGGUGAUUUCAUUUUGGCAAAACUAGACAGUACUGUGGAGUCACUUGAAGCUGAAAAGCAAAAGCGACACGAGAAGCUUCAAGUCCUCGGUAAAGCAUUAAUAAACGUAUGGAAUCUCAUGGACACUCACUAUCAAGAUCGUGAACGUUUCUCUCAUGUCACCAGUUUAUCGUCAGUUUCAUCAUCUGACAUAUAUACACCUGGAAGCCUCACUCUCGACAUAAUCCAGCAGGCCGAGGUUGAAGUCAAUAGACUGGACCAAUUGAAAGCAAGCAAGAUGAAAGAGCUUUUUCUCAAAAAACAACUUGAGCUUGAGGAGAUAUGCAAUCAAUCACAUAUGGAAAUCCCUUCAAGAUCAGAGAUGGAGAAUAUAAUGAACCUGAUAAACUCCGGGGAGAUUGACCAUGCUGAUCUCUUGAUGAGCAUGGAUGAACAGAUAGCUAGAGCAGAAGAAGAAGCUGCCAGCAGGAAGCCUAUAAUGGAGAAAGUAGAAAAAUGGAUAUUAGCAUGUGACGAGGAGCGCUGGUUGGAAGAGUAUAGCAGGGAUGAGAAUCGGUAUUCAGUCAGCAGAGGUGCUCACAGGAAUCUGAAAAGAGCAGAACGUGCUAGAGUGUUGGUUAACAAGAUUCCAGAACACUUGGAGUUUUAAAUCUGUGGAUGCAGCUCUGGUAGAUUUGCUGAUAGAAAAGACAAAGACCUGGGAAGAAGA
This is a messenger RNA of Coffea arabica (coffee), 1859 nucleotides long. The record is from RefSeq and is a predicted model, not a curated record. NCBI's taxonomy places the organism in Eukaryota, Viridiplantae, Streptophyta, Magnoliopsida, Gentianales, Rubiaceae.